Molecule: messenger RNA, 3018 nt
Organism: Hordeum vulgare subsp. vulgare (domesticated barley)
Lineage: Eukaryota; Viridiplantae; Streptophyta; Magnoliopsida; Poales; Poaceae
Product: receptor-like serine/threonine-protein kinase SD1-7
Exons: 7
Coding region: 360-2798 (812 amino acids)
Biological process (GO): recognition of pollen; protein phosphorylation
Molecular function (GO): protein serine/threonine kinase activity; ATP binding
Source: RefSeq, a predicted model, not a curated record
CGACCCAAGCUUAUCUCAUGUUGUCAGCUCAUUAGCCAUCUCUUGUGGUUGGCAAAGCAGAGAUAUCUCUGUUGUACGCAACCAGCAGCUUACCUUUCUCCAUAUUUACAGAUAUAGACAUUAUUGAUGCUGCGCUCUAUCACAGCGGUUUCGUAUGUCGCCCUCUCGUUGUGAACUCCGACCUGGACCCGUAGUGCAAUUUUCUCCACGCGUGCAAGACCAGCACCAUCGAUGGAGAAUUUGACCUUGCUGUCUUUAUCCAUAUCACUGGUCACAUUAAUUAUGUUAGACUUUGUCAUAUGUCUUCAUCUAUAUCUGGGUGAUAUCCUUUGGCACGAGCAAACAAAGGAGGCAGUCUAAUGGAUAUGCACUACAUUCUCAUCUUCUUCCUCAUAUUUUUGAGCUCGUUCUGCAAGCCCAAUGACCAGCUCACACAUACAAACCUCCUCACCCAUGGUGACAUGCUCGUCUCCAAGAGCGGGGACUUUGCUCUCGGCCUCUUUUCCCCGACGAGUUCUAACAAGAGCUUUUACCUUGGCAUAUGGUACCACGGCCUCCCCGGACCACGGACCGUCGUGUGGGUCGCCAACCGAGACAACCCAAUCAUCAACCCUUCGUCUGCGAUGCUCACCAUCAACAACAAUUCUUGCAUGGUAUUAUCAGACUCCGAAGGCCGCAAUAUUUGGAUGACAUCAAACAAUAUCACUGUUGGAGCUUAUGCAAUACUACUCAACUCGGGGAACUUUGUCCUACGGUCAUUGGACGACAAGGACAUAUGGCAGAGCUUCGAUCAUCCAACGGACACCAUUCUUCCAAGCAUGAAGGUUUUGGUGAGCUACAAGGGCCAUGCUGUCGGGCGCCUUGUUGCUUGGAAGGGCCCGGAUGAUCCCUCAUCUGGGGACUUCUCCUGCAGCGGCGACCCAAGCUCUCCAGACACUCAGUUAGUCACUUGGAACAAGACCAAGCCAUAUUGCCGCAUCAAAGUGUGGAACGGCCUGUCGGUGUCCGGUGGCACGUAUCUUGGCAAUGGCAGCUCCAUCUUGUACCAAACGGUUGUCUACUCCGGAGAUGAGUUCUACUCCGUGUCAACAGUCUCCGACAACUCACCGUUCAUGCGCAUCACACUUGACUACACUGGCAAGAUGAAGUCUCUAACCUGGGACAAUCAUUCAUCAUCUUGGGCACUCAUGGAUGAACGCCCUGCUGCCGCAUGUGACCUCUAUGCCUCAUGUGGCCCCUUUAGUUAUUGCGACUCCACUCAGAUCAUAUCAGCUUGCCAAUGUCUUGAAGGGUUUGAGCCCGUUGACAGUAUUGACUUAUCUAAAGGAUGUCGAAGAAAGCAAGAGCUGAAAUGUGGCAAGCAAAGCCGCUUUGUGCCCUUGCCUGGAAUGAUGGUUCCUGAUAAGUUCUUGCGUAUACAUAAUAGAAGCUUCGAUGAGUGUGCGGCAGAGUGCGACCGCAAUUGCUCAUGCAUGGCCUACGCUUAUGCCAACUUGAGCAGGGCCGGUGUUAUGGCAGACCCAUCAAGGUGUUUGGUGUGGUCAGGGGAGCUUACCGACAUUGGGAAGACAACCACCGGCGAGGACCUGUAUAUUCGACUUGUCGGUUCUUCUGUUGACAGGAAGAUCAGUCUAAUAAAGAUUGGACUCCCUAUUAUGGCAUGCAUGCUACUAGUGACAUGCCCAACCCUUGUCUGGAUGUACAAAUAUAGAGGUAAAUGGCAAAAGAUGGUCAAGCAGAAGAAACUGAUGAGAGGAUACUUCAGCACAUCGAACAGACUCGAAGGCGAAAAUAUAGAAUUUCCAUUUGUUAGCUAUGAAGAGAUCCUUUCAGCAACAAAUUGUUUUGCUGAUUCCAACUUGCUCGGCCGGGGGGGUUUUGGCAAAGUUUACAAGGGCACACUGGAAGGUGGGAAGGAGGCUGCUGUUAAAAGGCUGAGUAAGGGUUCUAGCCAAGGUACAAUGGAGUUCAAAAAUGAGGUUGUUCUAAUUGCCAAGCUGCAACACAAGAAUCUAGUCAGACUUCUUGGGUGUUGCAUCCACGAAGAUGAGAAGUUACUGAUCUACGAAUACUUACCUAAUAAAAGUUUGGAUACCUAUAUUUUUGAUGGUGCACGAAAGCAUUUACUCAAUUGGUUGGCACGGUUCAAAAUAAUUAAAGGAAUAGCAAGAGGCCUUCUUUAUCUUCAUCAAGAUUCAAGAUUAACAAUAGUUCACAGAGAUCUCAAAGCAAGCAACAUCCUGUUGGACGCGGACAUGACUCCCAAAAUUUCGGAUUUUGGCAUGGCAAGAAUCUUUGGGGCAAACCAGAAUCAUGCAAGCACUACACGCGUCGUCGGGACAUAUGGUUACAUGUCACCUGAAUAUGUGAUGGGAGGCAAAUUUUCUGUGAAAUCAGACAUUUAUAGCCUCGGUGUUCUUCUCCUGGAGAUUGUCAGUGGCUUGAAGAUCAGUUCACCUCAGCUCAGAACAGACUUUUGUAGCCUUAUAACUUAUGCUUGGAGAUUAUGGGAAGAUGGAAAAGCAACUGAACUACUGGACUCUUCAGUUGUUCCGAGUUGCCUACUUCAUGAAGUUCUACGGUGUAUUCAUGUGGGACUCCUGUGUGUUCAAGACCAUCCCGAUGAUAGGCCACUAAUGUCAUCGGUUGUGUUUAUGAUAGAGAACGAAAGUACAAUGCUUCCAACUCCAAAGCAACCUAUAUAUUUAGCUGUAGGUAAUACUGAAGGUGCAGAAGCAAGGGUGAGCAUGGAAAAUUCCAUGAACGCAAUGAGUAUCACAACUCUCAAUGGACGUUAGAUAUUGUAUAACUUAGCAUGGUGUGCCUUAUGAUUUACUAUUUAUGAACAAAACUUUUGUGUCGGUAGUUGGAAUAUCAAUUAGUAUAUAAGAAAAUAUGUAAACAAUAGAGGCAGAGCCACAUUGGAAGUAAGGAGAACCAGGACCACUCUACAUUUUCUUGGUCCUCGAUACGCCCAACUAAAUUAUAUUGUUGUUAAAAGAGUUUUUCUCUGAUUUC